GCCCGGGAUAAAAAUAGACACGUUACAUAUUGUGUUAUUCGGUCUAUGCGUUUGUUUUACAUUUUAUAUGGAUCCAUUAAUAAUGUUGAAUUUAAUUAUAUAGAAUAAAACUACUAGGAAUAAAGUUUUGUGAUUUGUUAUGGUGAAAACAAAAUCAUCUUCAUCGCUGGUUUCUUUUUAUAGCUUUUUUCGACUAUAAUGUAGCUAUAGCUAAAUAGGCUAAUAAUUCUGCGCAUUACAGUUCUGGAAGGAAGGAAUAAGUAACUGUUUCGUCAUGACGCGAUACAAAGAGCCGAAACGACUGGAAUGUCUAGCAUUAAUAAGACUUGGAGAUUGGAUAGCAAAGCAAGCGGAAACAAAUAUGAAUCCAAUCGCUUUACUCGCACAGCAAAAUCCGAACACAGCUCAGACAACAUUAAACCAAAAAAUCGAAAAUAUACGACGCCAUUUAGAUUUUUAUGUCCCAUGGAUGCUUUACGAUAAAUUAGCAAAUGAAGCUAUUAAAGCAUUAUCUGAACUUUCUGAAAGAAUGAAACAUUCGUUGGGAUUUCGGGGAUCAAUGGGUAAAUUUGUCAGUCAAAUGAAUGUAAUUGUAAAAAUGACUGAAGUAUUAUUUACGAAAAAUGUUACUUACGUUUCUAUUGAUACGAUACCCAAAAUGAUGCGUUCUGUUUUCUACUCAAAGCUACAUAUGUUGUCUGGACUUGUAUAUUUAAAUUUGGGUUCUCUUUCCGGUGGCUGGAAAACUGCAGAUAUGGAGGAAUCUAUCAUUCAGGCUUUAAAGCAACUACAUUGUCUUAAAUAUUUAUUUAUAAAUUAUGAUUGUACGGAUAAUAUAUUAAAGUGUUUAGUAGAAAACUGUACACAAAUAAUGAAAUUAGACUUGUCGUGUUCAAAAUGCAUCACAAAUGAAAGUAUCAACAUUAUAAAUAAGUUAAAAUAUUUAAAGAGCAUUCAAUUGUAUCACACAUUUGUUACGUGGGAGGGAUAUGUAAACUUAUUGAUUAAUUGUCAAAAUUUAGAAGACGUUGGCCGCUGUGAUGAAAUUGGAAAAGUAUUGGAAUUUAUCCACAUUAACUGCCCCGAAAGUUGUCCACUGAACCUAAAAAUGUACGUCAGUAAAUAUGCUACAAGUCAUCACUUACAACUAGCUGUACAAAUGUGUCCCUAUAUUAGUAUGAUGACUGUGUUCCAUAAUACUUUACAAAGUGAUCUAAUGGUAUUAAUCAGUUUAAAAGAUUUGUAUGACUUAAAACUUUUAUCAUGCGAUUUUUAUGCCGACCAAAUAAAACAAGUUCUUCAAGUUAAAGGAUGUAAUUUAGUAAAGCUACAUCUCGAACACGUAGAUCAAAUUGAUUUGAAUGCUCUUAUGUAUAUCAGUCAGAUGUGCCCUUUACUUGAGACUUUGACUUUCUAUAAUUGUACUUUAAUUCAACAUACGUCUCUAUUUACAAAAAAAUUGGAAAUAUUACCGUUCAGAAACUUAAAGAAGUUAACUUGUGUAUCGAGUUUUACAGAUGAACAAUUGAUGUUUUUAUUGACAAAUUGUAUAAAUGUAGAAUUCAUACAAAUAGGAACAGCGACUCAACUGACUGAUGAAUUCGUAAUGAAAUUAUUAGACAAAAACCCACUGAUUUACUUAAAAGAAUUACGCAUAAUGCAGUCCGAUUUUUUAACUAUGUUAUCUAUAGAAAGAAUAAUACAGAGUUGUAUGAACUUAGAAAUAUUAGUUGAAUUAGAAAGUUGGUCCAUAUUAUCAGACAGUGACCGAGAAUAUAUACGCAAUUAUAUUAAAAUAAAUAAUUACAACGUAGAUACAUCUCCUAUUCGUCGUUAUGAUGUAUGAAUUAACAAUAACUUAUUAAUUCUUUUAAGUUUUUAUAAUAAAUAUUUAAAAUUAA
Molecule: messenger RNA, 1901 nt
Organism: Nymphalis io (European peacock)
Lineage: Eukaryota; Metazoa; Arthropoda; Insecta; Lepidoptera; Nymphalidae
Exons: 2
Coding region: 275-1846 (523 amino acids)
Biological process (GO): SCF-dependent proteasomal ubiquitin-dependent protein catabolic process
Cellular component (GO): SCF ubiquitin ligase complex
Source: RefSeq, a predicted model, not a curated record